AUGAAUAGUUGGGAGAAACAAUUUAGAGCAAAUCCCAAAAUGCCAACAUUUUCUUCUACCCUUCUUGAUGAAAUUUACCGUUCCAUCGACGAAAAAUCUGAGGAUUUGAGGGCAUACAAAGAAAAAUCCAUGAAAAAGCAAGUGGGUGGCAGGCCAAAGGCUAAAGCAAAAGUUGUAGAAGAUGAAGAAAUGGCGAGUUUCAGAAGGGCUUGUUUGGUUGAGAAGUGGAUGGAGAAGGAGGUAAAUGAGAAAGUAGUUGCUAAAAAAAGGCCAUUCUUGUUACCAGAAUUGGAGAACAAAUUGAAUCACGAGAAUGAUGUUUCGUUCUUUAGUUCGAGUUCCAAUUCUUCAGACAGUUCUGGUGCACUUUCUUCUUCCUCUGAUACAGAGUUCUUUGGAGGUUCUGUAUCAAAAUCAAGAGUUUCUUGUUUUUCUGUAACAAGGCCUAAACCGGUCCGAAGCAGCGUCUCACCUCGAAAAAAUCAUCUGUUUCAUGAACAGAAUGAGUAUGAUUUGCUUCAUGAAUAUCGAAAUCAUCAAGCGGAUAUGAUUGAUGAGAGUUUGAUCAAGUCGAAAUCGAGGGCCUUAAAGAUUUAUGACAAUUUGAAGAAGGUGAAACAGCCCAUUUCACCUGGUGGCCGCCUUACAAAUUUUAUCAACUCCCUUUUCGUGAAUGCAAAUACGAAGAAAGGAAAGAAAAAUCCUAAUACAAAAAAUGCAGUGUUUGAAGAUUCAAGCAUGGAGAGAAAAUCAAAGUCCACACAGGAUUCACCAACUUAUUCUUCAGCGUCAUCAUUAUCACGGUCAUGUUUGAGCAAAUAUUCUCCUAAAUCAAGGGAGAAAAUGCGAAAUGGCAUCAAAAGAACGGUCAGAUUUCAUCCGGUGAGUAUAAUUGUGGAUGAGGAUUGCCGCCCUUGUGGCCAUAAAUCCAUAUAUGAUGAAGAUUCUGAUAAAUUUGGGAGGCCUCAAUUGCCAUUAAACACAGUUGUUGCAGACUUAAAAGUCAGCCUAAGGGAGAAAAAUAGGAAAGCAGAAGAGGCUGCAAGAGAUUUCUCCGCGUUCAAAAAUAUUCUCGACAAUCUUGGGAAUGAUGAUGAAGAAGACGAAGAUGAUGCAACAAGUGAUUCAAGCUCGGAUUUAUUCGAACUCGAUCACUUGUCAUUGUUUGGAAAUAACAGAUUUUGUGUAGAAUUGCCAGUUUAUGAAACUACUCAUCUGAAUACAAAUCAUUCCAUUGCUAGUGGUUUGAUUAGUUAA
Molecule: messenger RNA, 1257 nt
Organism: Fraxinus pennsylvanica
Lineage: Eukaryota; Viridiplantae; Streptophyta; Magnoliopsida; Lamiales; Oleaceae
Source: the annotation of a GenBank genome assembly